Molecule: messenger RNA, 3755 nt
Organism: Candoia aspera
Lineage: Eukaryota; Metazoa; Chordata; Lepidosauria; Squamata; Candoiidae
Gene: MPHOSPH8
Product: M-phase phosphoprotein 8
Exons: 15
Coding region: 99-2984 (961 amino acids)
Cellular component (GO): cilium
Molecular function (GO): protein binding
Source: RefSeq, a predicted model, not a curated record
CCGCGAGGAGGGCGCGCGGGCGGGCGGGCGCGCGGGCGAGACAGCCAGCGAAUGUUGCAGACGCUUUUCCCGGUUGUCGUUGAAGAUUCGCCCCCAACAUGGCGGCGACCGUGAGCGGGGCUGAGGAGGAGGAGGAGGCGAUGGCGGCGAAAUCGCCGGCGGAUAGCCAGGCGGGAGAAGGCGGAAUGAAGGCGGGGGCGGCGACCGUGGCAGUCGUAGCCGGUGGAGGAGGCGGCGAGAGUGAGGAGGAGGAGGAGGAGAACAACGUCUACGAGGUGGAGAAGAUCUUGGACAUGAAAACGGAAGACGGACAAGUAAAAUACAAAGUACGGUGGAAAGGCUACGCACCAGAUGAUGAUACAUGGGAACCUGAGGAACAUUUGAAAGAUUGUAAAGAAGUUCUUCUUGAGUUUCGAAAGAAAAUACUGGAUAUUAAAUCUAAGCCUGUUAAAAAAGAGGUACAGAAACUGCCUUUAAAUGAUGAUCUUUUUGAAGCAGAUUCUGAAGCAGAUAGUGAUUGGCAAAGUGAUACAAAAGGGGACCGAUCACCAAAGAAGAAAAAGAAAAAAUCUAAAGACAAAGAAGAUAAAAACCAAGAUGAAAUACAAAAGAAAAAAACUAAACUAGCUAAGAGUAAAGAAAAACCAGGGCUAGAAUGUGAAAAUUCUUCUGACAGUUUGGCUUCAGAUUCAAAACCAAAAAAAAGGACUUCAGAGUCAAAGGAAGACAUUAAAGAUUCCAAAAAACAAAGACGGGAGGAUAUAAAAGAUAACAGUAAAAAAAAAGAAGUCAAAGAUGGGAAGAAAAAAAUGAAAGAGGAGAGUAAAGAAAUUAAACAUAUGCAGAAAGGGAAACACAGUGUUAAUCACUUAGAUGCUGAUUCUAGCAUGCAAGAUGAUUCUUUUUCUCAAGCUGCAGAUUUUGAAAGUGAAGAUUUCGACUCUGACAGCAGUGAGGAAAAACACAAGACACCUUCUGGCAAAUACCAGCUAGAAGGGGAAGCCUUGGUCUCAGUCCCACAGCCUGACAGUACUUCAGGCACAGAUGAUAGCUCUGAAAUGAGGGUUAAGAAGAAGAAAAAGAAGCACAAAAAGGUUGAGGAGCUAGAUGAAAACAGAAAAGCAGACAAAAUUUUGGAGAAGAAGAGCACGCAGAAAAAGCAGAAGGCUUCAGAGAAAACAAAGGCUGCUCCUGAGCUUGAAAAUAAGAGGCCCUCUAUAUCUACUUCAGCACAGAAGGCUUCGAAAUUGUCUGUCGAUGACCGAGGGUGCAAGGCCAAUGAUACCGCAGGGGAGGUCAGCAGUAACACAAAACUGAAAAGCAAAGAGGCAAAGUCAGUCCAAUCCUAUGCUGGGAACCUGCUUCAAAAGUCAGCCAUUCCCGAAAGCAAAGAAAAGAAUAUGACUUGGAGAACUGAGGAGGAGAAAAUAAAAGCGAAACCCUGUCAGCAUUCUCCAGGGGAGAGUCUUUUUGAAAAAUUUACAAUGGAUAUUGAAUGCAGUAAAGCAGGAAGCACAGUUGGCAAGAAGAGUCUCUCCAAAAGUGAGCUGAAUGUUGAAGAAAUCUCAAAGGAAAGAGGCUUUUUAUCUAAGGAAAAGGAAACCAAAAAAAGCGAAGCAAAAGAGAAACUCCAGAAGAAAUUAGACUCUGAAAAGGAAGAAAAGAGCAGAAAAGAGCACAGGGGAUUCAAAAGUUUGAAAGAGAUCAAAAAUGCAUUUGAUGUGUUUAGCAUCUGUUCAGAAGAAAAAAAUGAAUACUUGGACAGUAGAAAAAAGGAGGAAUCAGCACAUGAUUCUAGAUCUACUGAUGAAUUUAGAUUAAAAGAUAAGCAGGUAUAUAGCAGGACCACCAGAGAUGAGACUGAUACUUGGGCAUAUAUUGCAGCAGAGGGUGACCACGAUGUAACUGAGGACAGUUUUGAUACAAAGCAACAGACUGUGAGUUUGGGCAUGGACAUGCAGUUAGAAUGGCUAUCACUAGAGGACUUUCAGAAACAUCUUGAUGGAGAAGACAAAGAGCACUUGACAAAUGAUGUGAUAUCAUCUGCUCAGCUGCGAGAUGCUGUUAAAAAUGGGAACUAUACUAUGGUAAAAAUGGCACUUAAUUCAAAUGAAGAAUAUAAUCUCGAACAGGAGGAUUCUAGUGGAAUGACUCUGGUGAUGCUGGCCGCUGCAGGAGGUCAUGAUGACAUCCUUCGCCUUCUUAUUCGGAAAGGAGCUAAAGUUAAUUGUAGACAAAAAAAUGGAACAACUGCAUUGAUUCACGCAGCUGAAAAGAAUAAUCUAACUACUGUAGCCCUCCUUUUGGAAGCUGGCGCACAUGUGAAUGUACAGCAAAAGAAUGGGGAAACAGCAUUAAUGAAGGCUUGUAAGAGAGGAAAUUACGAUAUUGUCCGCCUUAUGAUUGAAAGUGGAGCUGAUUGCAACAUUUCAUCAAAGCAUCAGAGCAAUGCUCUUCAUUUUGCCAAGCAGUGUAAUAAUUUAUCAGUGUCCGAACUCCUCAGGAGUCACUUGGCUACGCUCACCCGAGUGGCAGAAGAGACAAUCAGGGAGUAUUUUGAAGCCCGUCUUAGUUUGAUGGAACCAAUAUUUGAUAUUGCAUGUCAUCUACUUUGUGAGGGACCAGAUUAUUCUUCAGAAUUCACCUAUAAGGCUCCACAGAAUGUGCCUGAAGGAUCUGGGAUUCUUUUAUUCAUUUUCCAUGCAAACUUUUUGGGGAAUGAUGUUGUUGCUCGACUUUGUGGACCAUGCAGUGUGCAAGCUGUGGUUUUGAAUGACAAAUUCCAGCUGCCGGUGUUCUUGACCCACAGAGCCUGCCAUCCUGCCCAGACAGAGCAGCUUACCCAGCGGAUCUUACAGGACAGUCACUUUAUUUAUUCCUUCAGUCCUAUUCAAGGCCUUAACAAGCUCUUCAUACGUUUAGCGGAAGUCCCUACUGCAAAGGUUAAGCUGCUGAUAGCUGCCUACAGAGUGCAAUUGCAGUGACUUCAUGAAUGAUCCAGUUAUUUUAUUGGAAUCCUUUGCUCGUUUGAGUCUGAUCAAGAAGUUUGGAAUUCCUGGUGCAUUCAGUGUUCUGUUCAAUCUCACUUUAUUUUGUUUGAAUGCUAUUUACAUGUGAAUCUUCCUGUAAGUAGCAGGUAUGCUGCUUUAAUAAAUUGUGUGAGAUUUUUUAUUUUGUAGAUACAGCUGUAUUUGUGUCAAUGACUGUAAUUCAAUUUUUACAUUGUAAGGCUCAGUCCAGCAUUUCCACAGUGUGGAAUGAUACAAACAGUUUUUAAGAGCAAAUAUCUUGGUUUUGUAUAAAUGCUCACAUUUUGUCCUGACUUUGUUUAUAUUUAAGCUUUUUUUUAAAGCAAUCAGAUCUAAAUUUCUAUUGCUGUUACAAAAAAUAGUCAUUUCUACUUAAUAAAAAACUUCUGUGACUAAUUUAUCUCAGCAGAAGUUUAAUAUAAGAGAAACUUAGGAAGAGUGAGUUAGAAAGUAUGAACAAAAUUCAUACCUAGAGAUAUAACUGUAAUGGUAGAGUUUUGAUGCAUGAGGUACAGGAGAAAAUAGUUUUAGAUACAUCUGGGCUAUUUUUUUACAGCGGACAUAUUUAUAGAUACAUGAUGAACUUCAUCCAUAUAAUGCUCCCUAAAUGAUUAAACUAUUGCCGUGAUCAGACGACAGUAAUCUGUAUUAGUUCUGAGAUAAAAAUGUAAGACGUGCAUAAAUCCUAAUUUGUGUGUAAAAUUAAACUUUGUUAGUUAAACUUCA